This is a messenger RNA of Lachancea dasiensis, 2622 nucleotides long. Lineage: Eukaryota; Fungi; Ascomycota; Saccharomycetes; Saccharomycetales; Saccharomycetaceae. The record is from the annotation of a GenBank genome assembly.
AUGAAGAUUCCAAGAGGUAGUGAUGCUCGAUUGAAGAUUCUUCUCCAGGUUAGAUUUUACCGGAAGAAGUUCAGACCUGCUGGUAGCCAUAUUUCUCUGCUAAAGCACCGACAAAAUGAUACUUUUCAGGAACGCGAGUACCGACUUCAAGGUGAGUCUGUAGAAAGUGUAGAAAGAGAUUUGAGAAGGCUAGGCUUCAAGAGUUUGUCCGAGACGGGCCCUGCUGAUGACUUAUUCGUGCACUAUCUGGACACAAGUUCCUCUCCUUUCAAGAAAUCCACGGCCCAACUUAAAUCAUUGAAGUUGGCCCUUAUGAAUGCAGAAAGUCAAGGAAAUGACAAGAUGAAGGCAUUGUUUGAUUUUGUUUUGAAGGAAUCGGAACGAGAGGUCAAGAGGAUCGAAAACAUGGGUCCUGAACAGAUCUAUAGAAUGCAAUCUCAAACACAGGAUAUUGAAAGUGGCACCAAAAAUCGUCCAAAAAGCAUAACGUCAGAGAAGGAUUUGGAGCAAGCCAUUUUCAGCGAUUUGCAAGAUGCCUCCGACGCCGAUAACUCAAUGUCAUUAUUACCCAACAUCGAAAAUAUGUUCAGAAUUCUUUCUGAUCUUAACAUGAGAAGACUCGCGUCGAGCGAUAUAAUAUCAGUGGAACAGAUGGUGAUGGCUUUUGAAAUCGCGAAGCUGAUACCAAUAAGCGAGUUCCGCCAGCGAGGCGUCCUGCUCUCCGGCCACCUGCUUUAUUCAUUAGGAAAGGUUCGAAUGGAUCCCGUGAAUGAAUCCUUUUAUAUUGAAUCCCUAGUAUUCUACGGGUUUUACAAAAAGGCUCUUGAGCUUUUCAACACAAAUAGAGAGAAGGUUAAUCAGCGUUGGUGGUAUGAGAUGGGUAUGAUGGUUUGUCUGAGAGCAAACCAAUUGGCACAAUUUGACAAGCUUCUCGACUGCACCUUUGAAAAGUUUGGUUCUGAUUACUGCUCACCCAAAGUUUUGCGAACUGCCAUCCGCAAAAAGCUCUAUAUAAGAGAUUUCAAAGGUUCUAAAAUGUUAACCAAGUUAUUCUUGCGAACGGUGUCCACUGUUGGCUGGACCCACUCAAAGUCAAAUACGGGAAGGGCAGCAUCUCGCACUGUAUUAUUUACAGACGAAAAACAAGCUGACGAUUUUUUGAAUGGAAGGGAACAACCGACAGAGGCAGAUUUUAUUGCAAUAAUACAAUAUCAUUUGUUUAGAAAUCAGAAAGAGGAAGCGCUUGAUUUGCUGGCCAAGUUAAUCUUGUCUUCAGAUGUUAACCACGAGCUUCUUACAAUGGUCGUAAUCAAAUUAAAAUUGUUUUUGCUCAAGAAUUUUGGUGCUCUCAAGACUGAGCUGCAGCCAUACCUCGGUCACGAUAACAGCAAAGGGAUUGAAAAGAUGAGGAUUGCCUUUGAAGGUGCCACAGUGCAAAUGAAUGUUCGAAAAAUUAGAAAGACGUAUGACAAUAUCCUUUUUGACAAUAUUACCGCUAUUGCUUCACAGCCUAGGCUGGCUGAACAGAUUCAACGAUUUGCCUUAGAUCCCAAUCAAUCACCAGACCCUUCCCGUCACGAUUUGUCUGUUAGAGAAUCAUCAAUACAAAUGCAAAACAUAUUAAAAUCGCUUUUGAAGAAUGAUAUGGAGGCCCAGGCACUUGAAGUUUUGACAAACCUUGAAAAUCUGCGGUUAGGAAGCCAUACCUCCGAAGUAAAUGCGCAUCAUUACACUGUGUUCAUUGAUCACUACAGCCAUAAAGCUCAACGCUCGCAGAAUGAUAAGGACAUUGAAAAGUAUAGAAAGCAAAUCGCAGCCAUCGUAGAACGAAUGGCCUCCCGAAAUUUGCAGUACAACUCAACCCUUCUUUCAUCACUUUUGAAGCAUUACAGGUCCGUUGGUGACUUUGACAACUGUUUCAACAUUGUUAACUCAAUUUUUGAUCACAAACUUGCUAAGGCAGAAACAAGCGGCCAAAAUACCUCUUUGGAGUCAUUCUUCGAGAGACGCCAGGUGACAAAACCUUUGUACCUGCAACUUUGGAAAUCACUAGAUUUAUACAACUCUUUUUUUGACAAUGGAUUAGGUAUUACUGAAAGACGUUCUAAUCAUGGUGCUUGGAAGCGUAACCUAAAAAGGCAAAGAUCCAAAAUAAACAUACACCCUGCUUUCGAUUACAGGAACUUGUUUAAGACAAUGGUUCGGGAUGAUAACGUAUUACCUGAUGCUAACUUUUAUGAAGCAAUAAUAAAAGGGUUUGUUCGUGUUCGUGACUGGCCAUAUGUCCUCGCUACUUUAAAGUACAUGAGAGAAAUUAGCGGUUUGGAGGUCGAUAAGAAGCUAGAAAGGUUCAUUAAUGGUGGCCUUCGUCUCGAAUAUAUAGCCAUCGAACGUGAAAGAUUGCGAGAGAUCGUUUCAGCAACCCACGACUUCAACACACCGUUGAUAAAUAGCGCUCGUCGGUCCGUGGAGAAUAGAAUCAAGAGCGGCCAAAUUUUGGGAGAUGAUUCCCAGAACGAAGAUUUAGGUUGCGUGAAGAACAUCUUGGACUUUGUCAAUGCUCACCGCCCUGAAACCCUCGUGCAAGUACAGGAGGCUCUUGAAGAGCUUGAAAUUCGGUAA